Messenger RNA from Echinops telfairi (small Madagascar hedgehog), 1841 nucleotides. It is a transcript of the gene SCG3, whose product is annotated as secretogranin III. Bases 222 to 1637 code for a protein of 471 amino acids. Gene Ontology annotation, biological process: protein localization to secretory granule. Gene Ontology annotation, cellular component: secretory granule membrane. The record is from RefSeq and is a predicted model, not a curated record. The transcript has 12 exons. Lineage: Eukaryota; Metazoa; Chordata; Mammalia; Afrosoricida; Tenrecidae.
CUGGAGUCGCAGGAACUUCAGCACCUACGGGGCGGACAGCUCCAGCUCCACCUGAGGACCUGAGUCCCGGCCGCCCGAGCCCUUCGGAGCCCGAGCGCUCCCGGGUGCGAGCUUGCGGUACUCGGCCUGCGUGCACCCGUCCACCUGGCUCUUCCUGUUUGUACUCCCUUUCAUUCACAGCAAAAGCUCCAGCCUCGGGAUCGGGCGCCGAGCGGGCAAGAAUGGGGCUCCUCUGGACCGGCUCCUGGCUUCUGGUGCUGGUGCUCUAUGCCAGCCCCACGCAAGCUUUCCCCAAGCCGGGAGGCAGCCAAGACAAGUCUGUACAUAAUAGAGAAUUAAGUGCCGAAAGACCUUUGAAUGAACAGAUUGCAGAGGCAGAAGCAGAUAACAUUAAAAAAACAUACUCUCCCGAAAACAACGCAGGGGGAAGCAAUCGUUCCUUUGCUGAUAACUUGAACCUACUGAAGGCAAUAGCAGAGAAACAAAAAAUUGAGAAAGAAAAACAAUCGGUAAGAAGCUCCCCUUAUGAUAAUAAGUUGAAUGUGGAAGAUAUUGAUUCAACCAAGAAUCGAAGACUAAUUGAUGAUUAUGAUUCUACUAAAAGUGGACUGGACCAUAAAUUUCAAGAUGAUCCCGAUGGUCUUCAUCAACUAGACGGGACCCCUCUCACCGCUGACGACAUUGUUCAAAAAAUCGCUACCAGGAUCUAUGAGGAAAACGACAGAGGAGUAUUUGACAAGAUUGUUUCUAAACUACUGAAUCUUGGCCUGAUUACAGAAAGCCAGGCGCACACACUAGAAGAUGAAGUAGCAGAAGUUUUACAGAAAUUAAUCUCAAAGGAAGCCAACAAUUAUGAGGAGGAGCCCAGUAAACCCACAAGCAGAACUGAGAGCCAGACUGGAAAAAUACCAGAGAAAGUGACUCCACCGGCAACCGUUCAAGAUGGUUUUACUAAUGGAGACAAUGAUGAAACAGUAGCUAACACCUUAACCUUGGCGACUGGCUUGGAAAGAAGAACUCAACCCUACAGAGAAGAUACUUUUGAGGAACUCCAAUAUUUCCCAAACUUCUAUGCAUUACUGAAAAGCAUUGAUUCAGAAAAAGAGGCAAAAGAGAAAGAAACACUGAUAACUAUCAUGAAAACAUUGAUCGACUUUGUGAAGAUGAUGGUAAAAUAUGGCACAAUAUCUCCUGAAGAAGGCGUUUCCUACCUGGAAAACUUGGAUGAAACGAUUGCUCUUCAGACCAAGAACAAGCUAGAAAAAAAUGCUACUGAUAAUAGAACUAAGCUUUUCCCAGCACCGUCUGAGAAGAGCCAUGAAGAGACAGACAGCACCAAGGAGGAAGCAGCAAAGAUGGAGAAGGAAUACGGAACCUUGAAGGAUUCCACAAAAGAUGACGACGUCAACCCCGGGGCGAAGGCCGAAGAGCCCAAAGGGAAAACAGAAGCCUAUUUGGAAGCCAUCAGGAAAAAUAUCGACUGGUUGAAGAAGCAUGACAAAAAAGGAAAUAAAGAAGAUUAUGACCUUUCGAAGAUGAGGGACUUCAUCACCCAGCAGGCCGAUGCUUAUGUGGAGAAAGGCAUUCUUGAUCCAGAAGAGGCCGAAGCCAUCAAGCGCAUCUACAGCAGCCUGUAAAAAUGGCAAAGGAGCCGGGAGUCUCGACUGUUUCAGAAACCAUAGUGCAGCUUCUGAAACACCUCUACUUAGGUGAUUAAAGUUAUCUUGACCUAAAGAUUAUUAAAGUGCUCAAUUUAUAGUCAUUCACCUUUUAGAAGUGGUUGAAACCUCGCUUUCUUGCCGUCAACACUAUCUGAGAAGUAAAGUUGUGUGUAAGCUGAA